Messenger RNA from Micromonas commoda, 429 nucleotides. RefSeq lists its product with no specific name. Lineage: Eukaryota; Viridiplantae; Chlorophyta; Mamiellophyceae; Mamiellales; Mamiellaceae. The transcript is spliced from 3 exons. Bases 1 to 429 code for a protein of 142 amino acids. Gene Ontology annotation, cellular component: nucleolus. The record is from RefSeq and is a predicted model, not a curated record. Gene Ontology annotation, molecular function: RNA binding.
AUGGGAAAGACACCGGAAAAGAAGUCAUCGGGCAAAAAGGCACCCUUCGGCACGACCAAGGGCGCCUUCGGCAAGGAAGGAAAGGGGGGUAAGGGCAGAGGAGGUAGACCACUGGGUAAAAUGGAGUGCGGACAGGAGAAGACGAAAAGAGGGGGCGAGGCGGUGUUCGAUGACAAGAUCCGCAAGGAGUGGGUAACCGGGUACAGCAAACGGAAGACGCAGCGUAGGAAGUUCGCCAUCAAGCAGGCUGAGGAAAAGGCGCGGAAGGAGAGGCUUCAGGAAAGGAAGGAGCGCCGUGAGGAGAUGCGACGGAACCUUGGACUGGACAAGCAGAACGACGAGGAAGAGGAGAAGGUCGUCGGCAAGGUGGACACCGAGGUUGUGGAGUACGGCAGCGGGGUGACGGUGACCGUGGAGGGUCUCGACUGA